This is a messenger RNA of Elgaria multicarinata webbii, 3051 nucleotides long. RefSeq names its product otopetrin 1 (gene OTOP1). Gene Ontology annotation, cellular component: membrane. The transcript has 7 exons. NCBI's taxonomy places the organism in Eukaryota, Metazoa, Chordata, Lepidosauria, Squamata, Anguidae. The coding region runs from base 1 to 2835 and encodes 944 amino acids. Gene Ontology annotation, molecular function: proton channel activity; nucleic acid binding; zinc ion binding. The record is from RefSeq and is a predicted model, not a curated record. Gene Ontology annotation, biological process: proton transmembrane transport; inner ear morphogenesis.
AUGGCGUUGGGAGGUUUGUCCCUGAGCCGUUUGAAUGAGCACAACUAUCUGGCGUGGAGCGUCAAGAUGGAGCAAUAUCUCCGGAGGGAGGAUUUAUGGACAGUUGUCAGUAAUCCCCCUGCUCAGCCAGAUGAAGGUGAACAGAGAAGUAUAGAGAAAGCUCUAGCCAGCAUUAUUUUGUGUCUGGAAGAUAAUCAACUUGUACAUGUUCGUGGGUUGGUGUCAGCACAAGAAUGCUGGAGGAAUCUCCGAGAGAUUUAUGUGAGAGAUUCGGCCGUGAGCAAGGUCACGCUAACGCGGAAGCUGUACAGAGCUCAACUGCAGCCGAAUUCCAGUGUGUCUGAACAUCUCAACAUGAUGAGGCAAUUGUUUGCAGACCUGGAAGAGCGAGGCAUGAUUUUUACUGAAUGUCAUAAAGUCUACGUUGUUCUCAGUUCGCUAGAUGAUUCAUGGGAUAGCCUUGUCAUGAGUUUGGAGGCUAUGCGUGAAAGUGAGCUGACGUUACGAUUUCUGACCGGCCGGCUGUUAGAAGAAGAGCAAAAGAAGCUUGAGAAGCAAACUGCUAAGCCAAGAGAAACUCCCACCAAACAAGCAGCUUGUGAAGAUAAGGAGCGAGUGUUUGCAGUGAGGCGCUGUUUUCGUUGUGGUUCCACAGAGCAUCUGCGAAAGAAUUGCCCUAGCCAGACGGAGAAGCAAGCUUAUUCAGGCAAGAAAAAGAAAACUGCAAAACCGAAAGUCUCCGUGGUCAAGGCUGUUGAAAAUGACCCAAAAAGCACAUGGCUGAUGGACAGUGGUUCCAGUCAACAUAUUGUGAACAAUAAGGGGUUGUUUAAAAAAUUGCAUCCUACCAACCGGGACUAUGUUACGUUGGCAGAUGGCAAAGUGUCAGUUGUUGCUGGAGAAGGACCUGUAUUCAUUCCAAGUUUGGGUUCAAAGGCAUACAGGUUUUAUGCAGACAAUGGAGAGGUAAUUAUUUCCAGGUCUGCUGAAUUCCAAGAGCAAUGUAAUUGGGAACGUUUGCAUGGCAGUCAAGUGUUUUUGCCAGAGAGUAAAAAUUCUGAAAAAACACAACUAGCGGAAGAGCAAGCAGCUAGGUUAGAUAGCCAAACUUUUUUAAGUCCAAAGAAGGAGGAGGAGGAGGCAGCUACAAGUUCUUUUGUCCCCAGAAGGUCAGAAAGAAGUAACAAAGGCAUUCCACCUGAUCGUUUCACAGCAAGUGAAGUCAGGGUUUGCCAAGUGAACUAUGAGCCUGAAAGUUUUGAAAAUGUACUGAAGCUCUCAAAGCCAGAGAAAGAAAAAUGGUUUGAGGCCAUGGAUGAAGAAAUGAAGUCUAUGGCGAAGUACAAUGUUUUUACCCCUACAAUGCUACCUAAAGGUGAAAAAGCAGUAGGUUGUGGUAUUACUUUGUUUGCAGUGAUUACUUUAAUUAUGGACUCUUUCAAAAUCGGUCACUUCAUUGGAUUUUCAAGCUGCUUAUCAGUCACAGAAGGUAUUUUUCCCGUUACACAUGCUGUGCAUACACUUUUGCAGGUGUACUUCUUAUGGUGCCAUGCAAAAGAUAUUAUCCAGUCUUUCAAAACACUGGAGAGGUUUGGAGUGAUCCAUUCAGUAUUUACAAAUUUGCUUUUGUGGACAAAUGGUGUGUUAACAGAAUCAAAGCACCAACUUAAUGAACACAAGGAAAGGUUAAUCACUCUUGGGUUUGGAAAUAUAUCAAUAGAAUUAGAUGACCACGCACCACACUGUAACUGUACGACAGCAUCCCUCUGCUCCAUAUUUUCCCAAGGAAUCUAUUAUCUGUAUCCCUUCAACAUUGAGUAUCACAUUUUAACAUCCACAAUGCUCUAUGUGCUAUGGAAGAACAUUGGACGCAAAGUUGAACAUCUUCAUCAGCAAAAGACACCAUUCAAGUUUCAAGGCAAAACAAUGGGCACCAUUUUAGGACUCGUUGUGUUUACUACAACAAUAGCAAUUGUAGUUGUUUAUUUGAUCCAGAUUGGGCGUUCAAAAAUAAGGAGUGAAUUAGCACUUAUUAUGUUUUAUUUGUAUUCUAUCACAGUACUGACACUCAUGUGUGCAGCUGGGAUUGUUGCUCUUCUGAUUUACAGACUUGAACAAAAAUCAUUGGAUGUAUCCAAAAAUCCAGCUAGGAAACUUGAUGCAGACUUAUUGGUUGGAACUGCCUCAGGUUCCUGGCUCCUUUCUUGGGGUUCUAUUCUUGCUAUUAUCUGUGCUCAGUCCCACCCUGCAUACACAUGGUACAAUCUGCCCUUUUCAAUACUUGUUAUAAUUGAGAAAUAUAUUCAGAACCUCUUCAUAAUUGAAUCCAUACACCGUGAGCAUGAAAAAGUGAAUGAUGUCAUUAAGACACUUCGAAUACUAACUGUGUCCAAUGGAAGCAUCCUGUCCCCUGCCCCUUCCUACAAAGAAAUAUAUAAUGGAACAGAGGGCAUUGCCAAUGGAGAGUUACCACACAUGUUCAAUGGAAAUAGUUGUCUGCCUGAGAGCAGCGGAAGCGGUGCCCUGGAUGAGGCCAAAGGUCAAGCCACCACCCCAGUCACUCCCUCCACUUCUGAUUUCUCACUUAACAGAAAGUUGGUGGUCAACAGCAAAAGAAGCAUUCUGAAGAACAUUGCGGCGUUCCUGUUCUUGUGUAAUCUUUCACUUUGGAUUCCACCAGCUUUUGGCUGCCGCCCUGAGUAUGACAAUGGAUUAGAAGAAAUGGUUUUUGGAUUUGAGCCUUGGAUUAUUGUUGUUAACCUUGCCAUGCCUUUUUCCAUUUUCUACCGGAUGCACUCCGCAGCCUCCCUUUUUGAGGUCAGUUGCAAAACAUGAGCUGAGAAUAUGAAUACAGUAUCAGAUCUCUGCCCAAAGUAGAGCAUGCAAUUAUGUGAAGGCAUAGAAAAUGAAGACAAUACCGACUUCCACUGAGUGGAACACUUCGUACCUCAUCCAUCCCUCUCCUUCAGUAGUCUAGGCAAGCAUGAGUACAUUGAUUCUUGUUUUGUAUGGCUAACAAUGCAAACUACGCAUGUUUACUCAGAGGUAGGU